This is a messenger RNA of Trematosphaeria pertusa, 1233 nucleotides long. RefSeq lists its product as uncharacterized. The record is from RefSeq and is a predicted model, not a curated record. The transcript is spliced from 2 exons. The coding region runs from base 312 to 1043 and encodes 243 amino acids. Lineage: Eukaryota; Fungi; Ascomycota; Dothideomycetes; Pleosporales; Trematosphaeriaceae.
AAAUACCCACAAGCUGGCGAAGACCACCGCGUCCAAACGACCAAGGACUUCAAUGACAUCGAGAAGCGGGUCGGCGCCAUUGUCAACUUCGUCGACUACAAUGCUGGAAGCAUCAUCUCCAAGAUUGCGAAAGACCUCUCUUCUCCAGCCGCGCUCUAUGAACUGCGUCUCUUGCCUAGAUUGUACGAGUAGCUGGAUAUCUUCCUAUUUGGAUUUUGCGGUUUCAUAUGUGUAGCGACGACUAAUACGAACUCUACAGCGACUACUACGCGGCCUGUUAUGGCUAUGACGUCAACAAAGAGUGCUUCGACAUGAUACGCGGGAAGAUCAAACGCUACCAGCGCCAGUAUGCGCAUGAGCUGGCUUUGAGCGGCGAGGUGGAUGCCGUCGUCAUCUGGCACUGCCCGAAGGUCCCGAUAGUUCCAAUCUUGGUCCCGCUAGAGGAGCGCCCCAUCUUGGAGGAAGCCCACGCCAGCCACUACAAGUACAUGGACUGGGACCUCAUGCACGCCGACGAGAAAGAGGAAGGCGAUGACACAGUUAAGGUGCAGCCCGGAGAGGUGCGCAAGCCGAAGAGGAGGGACAAGAGUAUCCCUCUUCCGCAACCGGAACGCCUAGGUGGCUUCUAUGCCCGCGUGUCCCUUGAGCUUUUCGGGAAACUCCGAAAUCUUUCGCCUCGCUGGGGUAUCACUGUCAAGAUUGUUGUCGCCCCAAAUUUCAUGACACAGGAGGAAGAGAAAGAAAUGGAGGAGUACCACGCAGCACGGCGUGAGGUCGAGAUGGAAAUCGACGUCCGCGAGGCUGCCAAUAGAGAGAAAGAGGAAAUGGAAGCUCGAAUCAUCGCAGAGAAAGAGCAUAAAGAGCGCAGAAUGGCGACGUAUGCGCGCGCAAUCGACCCCGAGGCUGGUGUCGAGCGGUACCGGAAGGUGAACGUCCACAUUACGCAAGGUGCUUUGUGGAACAGCUACGACCAGCCUAGCACUCUAAAUGACGAGGUUGCUCCGCUACCGUGUACAUGCCUACAUAGGGCCGCUGGGAUUUAGUCUUGGGCUUUGAGGGGCUGGACGCACUGCUUUAGCAGACUACGGAAUGGUUUUUGGGUCAAGUGCAUAGCCUAUGGAAGGGCUUGCAGAUCGUAUACCCAAGGGUAGCUUAACGGAGUCCUUGAGACUUAACUUACAUAGCAACGGAUUGUCCGUCAUGCAAUAGGGUUCAGGAAGGGACUCAUUCAAC